Molecule: messenger RNA, 678 nt
Organism: Closterium sp. NIES-65
Lineage: Eukaryota; Viridiplantae; Streptophyta; Zygnematophyceae; Desmidiales; Closteriaceae
Source: the annotation of a GenBank genome assembly
AUGCAGCAGCUGCGGCUCAUGCCCUUCCUUCUCCCCUUUCGCCUCCUUCUCAACACGUUGAUUAUGCUCCUUAUGAUCCUUAUGCUCCCUGUGCUCCCUCCCGGCCCUAGGCACCCCAUCCCGCCCCUCCUUAACCCCUCUUCUCUUCCCAACAGGAUGCCGAUGCUCCCUCUGUUCCCUCUGCGUCAACCCCACCGCCGUGGGACCCAUGCUCUCUCUGCUCUCUCCCAACCGCCCUCCUUCUCCCCAGCAGGCGAGGAGAAAACCGACGGGGAGUGCGACCCCAGCGGCGGCGUCAGCGCAUUUCCCUCAUGCCAACGCUCGCUCUCCCCCCGUUUGUCUCUCCCGCGCUCCUCCUUCCUCUCCUCCUUCCUCUCCCUCUCUCUGUCCCUCUCCCACGAGCCAGGAGACGUAAAGGAGGAGGAGGAGGAGGAGGAGGAGGAGGAGGAGGAGGAGGAGGAGGAGGAGGAGGAGGAGGAGGAGGAGGAGGAGGAGGAGGAGGAGGAGGAGGAGGAGGAGGAGGAGGAGGAGGAGGAGGAGGAGGAGGAGGAGGAUGAUGCAAGCGGAGAUGGAGACGGGAGUGGGAAGGAGACAGGUAGACAAGUCAGCCUGAGCAGGACACCAUGGCGCAAAACGUGUGACAAUGAUCAGAAAACGACGCUGAUACUGAGAGGCUGA